Molecule: messenger RNA, 1368 nt
Organism: Symbiodinium sp. CCMP2592
Lineage: Eukaryota; Dinophyceae; Suessiales; Symbiodiniaceae
Source: the annotation of a GenBank genome assembly
AUGGCUGGGGACGGCCAAGGCGAAGAUGCGUUCAUGUGCCGAAUGGACCAGCUGACGCAGAAGUUGAGCAAGUGGAAGACGACGCGUUCGACAACACCGCUUAGGAAUGAUAGCAGCACGGCUUUGGCUUUGGAGGAGCAGUGUGGGACUGCCAGAAAGGAUGGCUCCCCUAGACGGCACUUCAAGCCAUCGCCGAGCUCUCAGGUGCAACCGAGCUCAGGGAGAUCCCGUGGCUCACAUUCUCCAAGCAGGCGUGGCUCCAUCAGCAUCCUCUCCACAUACGACCGAGUACACAAGGUCGCCAAUGCUGCAAGUGCUGUCCGGUGGCUGUCCAAAGCAUCCAAGGGUGAAGAGGGUGAGGCCAAGAAGGCCUCUGCCUCUGCCGUCAAGCGCUUGCAGGGCAGGUCGCAGUCUGCGACCUUCCGUCCCAUCUUCGCAGAAACGGCAGGAGAGGAUGCAGAAGCGAAGCGCUUCGACCAAUCUCUUUCCCCUUCCGUCAGCCCUGCGUCAAGGCUAUCCAAUCGCUCCACGGUCGACAAGUCAGAGAGCAACCCCUUCCAUAUCGAGAGAAGAUGCGAGAACGCAGGGGACAGAGCCUUGUCUCCCUCACGGAAUCCUCAGCCAUCCACAGCAUUCAAUACUCGCAUGGAAGCGCUGCAGCACAGGGUCUGGCAAGCAUCGCCUGCGGUGCCAUCCGACCGUCAUAAUCCUUUGCUGAGCGAGCUAGAUUCCAAGAACAAGUACGAGGCCUCGCCAUUUCAAGCUGCAGUGGCCGACCAUGGCGGCAUUUCGCCACAGCCAAGACAAUGGCAAACCCUUGCUCGAGCAUCUCCGGGAACAGCACAUUCGGACGAGACGUUGGCCAGCCGAGUAGGCCAGUUGGAGGAGUCCCUUGGGCGAAUCGAGAUGAUGUUGCAGCAAGUUCUUGAGAGUAUGGCCGUGGCAAAUGCUCAAAGUGCUCCGGCCAGCACCAUGGAACAUGCAAGAGGUGAGGGCACGGCCACAGCCCGCUCUUGGACGGGGCAGGGGCAGGCUAGGCAGUCUUCGGCGAUUCCCCGCAUGCCCUCGCGAACGCCUUCCAAGACUCUUGCAGCCGACUCGGUGCCCAUGCCGGCCGAAGCAAAGCUCGAUCGAAAGCAGUGUCUCCGACCAGCAGUGGCAACGCCUGAUGCCCCAGCAGGGGCAUCGACUCUGAGAGAUGCAGGAGCCGAAGAGGCUUCGAUGGUGGAUGGUGAGGAUUCUCGCAAGGCCUCCAGGUCCAGCCCAGCCACUUCCUCAACUCGCAGCGGUUUCUUCAAGUGGCCUUUGGACAUUGCCGGAGUUCGUGAAGAGCUCGGUCUCCCCAAGAAGAGGCGUCAACAGGCAUGA